This is a messenger RNA of Hermetia illucens (black soldier fly), 2434 nucleotides long. It is a transcript of the gene Lmx1a, whose product is annotated as LIM homeobox transcription factor 1-beta. Gene Ontology annotation, molecular function: RNA polymerase II transcription regulatory region sequence-specific DNA binding; DNA-binding transcription factor activity, RNA polymerase II-specific. The record is from RefSeq and is a predicted model, not a curated record. Gene Ontology annotation, biological process: neuron differentiation; regulation of transcription by RNA polymerase II. The transcript is spliced from 4 exons. Gene Ontology annotation, cellular component: nucleus. NCBI's taxonomy places the organism in Eukaryota, Metazoa, Arthropoda, Insecta, Diptera, Stratiomyidae. The coding region runs from base 329 to 1474 and encodes 381 amino acids.
UCCGCGAUUAGGACGUGAGUCGGAUUUUUGGGAUUUUCCGGUCGCUCUUUAGAGAAAAUAUUGAGGAAAUCCGUUGUCCUGAUAAAAAAGCCGAUGUUUUAGUGAAAGCGGAUAAGUUCUCCGGAGCUUGUGGAGCAGUUUAGGGAGUGACUCGUAUUUGUUGUGAAGUUUCGCAAGUGAAUCGAAUAGUUCCGCGUGUGAAUGUUUAUAGUUACUCAUGGAGAAUUAGGUGUACAAUUGGAAUUUAGCACGUGCCCCAUUUAGAAAACUACCGUAAAGUGUGCCCCUUUAAGGGCAAUUCAUAUACUUCAUCACAUACGCCUUCACCAUGUUAGAAUUUUAUCCUGUCCCCGCCAGCAUGAAUAGUGGACUAAUGCCAGGUGGGGGGCAGCUUGAUGUGCCCAUUUCAAAGUCAAUGGACUGUAACGGUCGAACAGAGGUUGGUACCAUCAAAUGUGAAAAGAACUAUGAAAUCUGCGAAGGAUGUGGACAGAAAAUCCAGGACCGAUAUUUAAUGAAAGUAGCAGACGCCAGUUGGCACGAACAAUGUCUACAAUGUUGUUAUUGCGGAAUACAAUUGAGUCACACGUGUUACGUUAGGAAUUCAAAAUUAUAUUGUAAAGCGGACUAUGACAGAUUGUUUUGGGUUAAAUGUACGCGAUGCUGCAACCGGAUAUUACCACAUGACAUGGUAAUGCGGCCUCAGCAUUAUAUUUUUCACCUAUCGUGCUUUACUUGCUGCAUAUGCUUCCAACCUCUUCAAAAGGGUGAACAGUUUCUGAUGAGGGGCAAUCAACUUUUUUGCCGACAUGACUUCGAAAAGGAAUUAUAUCUUCCCCAUUGUGACGAAGACCUGAUGUUAGAUGAUUCCGUUCGACCUCGAGAUGGACGUAGAGGUCCUAAAAGACCACGAACUAUCCUCACAUCAGCGCAAAGACGACAAUUCAAAGCCUCCUUUGAACUAUCACCAAAGCCAUGUCGAAAGGUUAGAGAAGCGCUUGCUAAGGACACCGGUUUGUCUGUACGAGUGGUCCAAGUUUGGUUUCAAAAUCAACGAGCGAAAAUGAAGAAAAUUCAACGGAAAGCAAAACAAGAAGGCGACAAGGGAACUGAUAAGGACAAGGAUGAAAAAGGAAUAAAGCAGGAAUCGCCGAGCAGUGAGCAUGGAUAUUUGGGGAUGGAUGGUUCAUUUAGUUCGAGUCAACCAUUAAACCCGAACCUUCCAUAUUCACCUGAUGAUUAUCCAGCUAAUUCGAACGAUAGUUUCUGCAGUUCAGAUAUUUCUCUGGACGGUAGCAACUUCGACCAUUUAGACGAAGGAACAUCGGAUACAAUGUCGCUACAGAACCUAGACCUGCAGUCUUCCCAUGGACCGAAUAGUUCACACGAUGCCCUGAACCUUAACUCAGGAGUGGUAAACCCAAUUGAUAAGCUGUAUCUUAUGCAGAACUCAUACUUCAAUUCCGAGCAAUGAAAUUAGUUCCCCUGUGGAUGGUAUUAUGGAAAUUCCUGACAAUUAUGAAUAUCAUUCUGGUUUAUUAUUUUGGGUAAAAGGCAUUUUAUAGAGAUUUUUAGACUGACGCUGAUCGUAGCCGACUGGUAGAAAGUGAAGUAUUAUACAUGAAAAUACAUUUCCAUACCAACAUCUAAGUUUUCAAUGACGACCAGUCAUUGCCUGUGUAGAUUGUCAAAUUCAUCUUUUUUUAGGGGGAGUGCUUUCUCCGUAACUUAGCGGAAAGCGCUUGAUGAGUAUAGUCCAAUAUUUAAGUCGGUUACUUAUACCUUAUCAACUGUUUUAAAGAUUGUCACGUUUCACGAACGUUUCACAUCAGGAAAAAACCGUUACGAAAAAGUUACUAAGAUAUCGAUAAAACGAAUUUACUAGUGUAUUAAAGCGAUUACAACCAAUUUGUCUAUAACGACUUUUCUGUUCAUAAGUUGAAUACUUUAAAAACCUCAACGUUUUGUUUAAAAAAAAAACGAAUAAGAAACGAAUGAGAUUCAUUUUCCGAUUCUAAAAAUACCACUAGAAUGUAGAGUAUGCGUAGUGAUAAAAAUUACAUUUACUACAAAAUGGAAAGUAUUAAACGAAUCAGUCCAAAAACAAAGUAGUUCAAAACACUUUUACGUUUCAUGCAAAUAUUGGAAACUACGAAUACUUGGAGUACAUGAAAUUUAAAUCUACUGCUGGAGUUAAGCGAAAACAAUUCAAUUGUAAUAAUAGAAAUCAAGUACAUAUGUUUGUAUGUAUUUGCAAUUGUGAUUAUGAAUCUAGUCAUUAAGGAGUAAUGUAGUAGCGGAAACCAAAAGCAACUAAUAAUGAUAGAGGUCAAAUGUAAUAGUGAUAUCUUUUUCAUAAAUUCAACCCCAAUAGGACGUUUGAUGUACGAUCAACCGAAAACUUAAUUUAAAAGCUAAACUAAUUGGAGUCAGU